UAAGGCUCCAAGGGCUUUUAGGUCCGGGCUCCAAAAUUACCUAGGAGCAGUGGUGGAUGCAUAUGUCAGACAAUAUAGAAAUAUAGAUUAAAAGAUACAAUUCUCUUAUCACCCUCUCCCGCUCUCCUUUCCUAUAUGUCAGUUUUCGGUGGAAGUCAGUUCACAUAUUGGAGUGGCAGUCAUCAACUGGUGAGAAACCAAGCCACAUAACAUGCUGGUGAGGAGAGAGCACUCUGCACGUGCUCGGAAAUACAAGCUGGGGCUAAGCCUACCUCGGUAUAAAGGAAAUCCUCCAGGGCAAAGAGGGUUUGGCCAAAGGUCUCCAGCUCCUCAAAGCUCUGUAGAGAGACUUGCUCAGUGGCAAGUCGAAACUGUGCUAGGCUAGCCUGGGAGGGAAGCGGGCCAUCUCACGGCGGCGGCGGCGGGGCUGGGGGGUUCCCUGACACUGGCUGUGCUGCUGGCUCCGCCAGGGAAAGAGAAGGCAGCCGGGGCCACCCCCCUAACGAGCCCCCAGGCCGCCGGGAGGAGGUGGGGGGCGGAGUCGAUUAGCGAAAGGGGCCGCCGAGCUCUGGAUCUUCGCGGCUGCUCGCCCGGCCGGCUGGAGCGGUAAGCCGUAGUCGCUUGCCGCCGAAGAGCAGCAGCCAGGCAGCCCUGCCCAUGGCGCAGCGCCUCGCCCCCGUCGCACCGCCUUGCGCCCUGCCCGCUCUCCAGGCAGCGGCGGCAGCAGCAGCAGCGCUUGGAGGCGGCGCGGAGUGAGGUGCGAGCCAGCAGUAGAGGCGCAGGCAAAGCAAAGUCGCAGCUCGCCCAUCGCGGCUAGGCAGGCAGGCAGACAAGCAGGACGGACCGGGCACUCCUUGUUUUGCCCAGGAGGCUGGCGCCGGCUCCGGCUCGCUCUCGGGGCUCUGUCUCCGGCCGCCUGCGCCGUCCGGUCCUUCGAGAUGCUGUCGCCGAGUAGGAGCCAUGCUCGCCGGCGGAGGAAGGAGCUGCUCCUGAGCCAGCUGUGUGUCCUGGCCUCGCUGCUGCUGCUCGUGCUGCUCGUGUGCGCCCUGGCAGGCCAGCGGGCUGGUCGCGCAGACGCCACCGCCGGUUAUGAUGUUCUGAACUCUGCUAUGGAAACUAAUGACAAGUGGACUGGACGAAAGCUACUGCAGGAGUCAGAGGAGAAUGUCACAGAUAAUCCCGAGGAGACCGAACAUCUCUUUUACAAAAACUGCACUGAACCAGCUCUUCAUGAAUUCCCUAGUGACAUCUUCACGAAUGAGCACCGGCGGCAUGGAGCGGUAUUGUUGCACGCCUUCUGUGCUGUCUACAUGUUCUAUGCUUUGGCUAUUGUCUGUGAUGAUUUCUUCGUUCCUUCAUUGGAAAAGAUUUGUGAACGCUUACACCUCAGUGAAGAUGUGGCAGGGGCGACAUUCAUGGCAGCUGGCAGCUCUGCUCCAGAACUGUUUACAUCUGUUAUAGGUGUGUUUAUCACAAAAGGAGAUGUUGGUGUUGGAACUAUCGUUGGCUCUGCAGUAUUCAACAUCCUUUGUAUAAUUGGAGUGUGUGGCCUCUUUGCAGGGCAGAUUGUUGCACUGUCAUCUUGGAGUCUCCUGAGAGAUUCAAUGUACUAUACCUGCUCUGUUGUUGCACUUAUUUUGUUUAUUUAUGAUGAAAAGGUUUCCUGGUGGGAGUCCUUAGUUCUAGUGCUGAUGUACUUCAUCUACAUUCUCAUCAUGAAGUAUAAUUCCAAUCUAAAACAUAUCUUUGAAAGGAGGACGAAGAAUGCAACAAACAUGGUGAACGGAUUAGCAAGUAACACAGAGAUGGAUGACAACAGCAAUUGCGACGCUACAGUGGUAUUACUAAAGAAAGGUAACUGUUCCAGAAAUUUCCAUCGCAAAGCCUCUGUGAUCAUGGUGGACGAAUUGCUGUCUGCAUAUCCACAUCAGCUAUCCUUUUCAGAGGCUGGACUCCGGAUAAUGAUAACCAGUCACUUUCCUCCCAGAACCCGGCUCUCCAUGGCCAGCCGCAUGUUGAUCAAUGAGAGACAAAGAUUAAUAAACAGCAGAGUAUACACCAAUGGAGAAUCAGAGGUGGCCAUCAAAGUCCCUUUCAAGCAUGCUGUGGAGAAUGGGUCAGGACCCAGCAAUUCAGCCGACAGGAAUGGAACCAGAAGAGAUGAAGAUGCUGCAGAAGCUGGAAAUGAAACUGAGAAUGAGAAUGAGGACAAUGAAAACAAUCAAGAUGAUGAUGAGGAGGAGGAGGAUAAUGGAGGCCCUUACACACCCUUUGAUCCACCAUCUGGCAAAGUGGAAGCUGCGAAGUGGCUCUUCACCUGGCCCCUGAGCUUACUCUUAUACUUCACUGUACCCAACUGUAAUAAGCCCCGCUGGGAGAAGUGGUUCUUGGUCACCUUUGCUUCCUCCACCCUCUGGAUUGCAGGCUUUUCCUACAUUAUGGUAUGGAUGGUCACAAUCAUUGGCUACACUUUGGGUAUUCCAGAUGUGAUCAUGGGGAUUACAUUUCUGGCAGCUGGAACCAGUGUACCAGACUGCAUGGCAAGCCUUAUUGUAGCAAGACAAGGCAUGGGUGACAUGGCUGUGUCGAACUCCAUUGGAAGCAAUGUUUUUGACAUUCUAAUUGGCCUUGGCCUUCCAUGGUCUCUACAGACUCUAGCAGUAGAAUAUGGCUCCUAUAUUCAAUUAAACAGCCGGGGACUUAUCUAUUCUGUGGGCUUGCUGCUGGCAUCUGUUUUCGUCACUGUAUUUGGUGUGCACUUGAACAAAUGGAAGCUGGAUAAGAAGCUUGGGAUUGUGUGCCUUGCCCUCUACGGCAUCUUCUUGUGUUUCUCCAUCCUGACCGAAUUUAAUGUCUUCACUUUUGUGAAUUUGCCUAUGUGCAGAGAUCACUGAUUGUGUGUUCAGACUGCUGAGAGGCAACCUCCUUCUUUACCUGUGCAAUAUGAAACAUGGUUGGCAUCUCCAAACUAUGGGAGGUGUCCCGUGAAGGCCGUGAAGUACAUCCUCCUCACUGUUCAUUGGACCCUGUCUUGGUUUAGUCUCUCUCUCUAAACCACCCCUUCACACAUAAAGACCCACACCUGGAAACCUCCUGCAUUGAUGUGAAGAUUUACAAACUUCUGAACAGUGACUUGCAGUCUAAGUGAGCUAGCUUCUACCUGGCACUGAGCCAGAGAAACUGAACUGCUACAGUUUCUUCUUUUUUAACUUAUUUGAUGGAGGACUAAUCUAAUUUAUGAACGGAGCUAUUGCUAGGAUACAAAGAAGAAGGUACAUCGUAUUGGGGGCUUUUUGAGGAAAAUAGGAGUCUAUUUUAUUCUCUUUAACCCCUCGUCCCCGAUAAGCUUUCUUGCAGGUUCCUUAUCCUUCUGAGUGCUCAAUUUCAUUGGAUGAAUCACAAAUGGCACCAUGGGAGCUGGAUUCCAAGUACUUGUUAUAAGAGUGAAUCUUGUACUACCUGAAAGAAAAUAUGGAAAUAAUACAAACUGGCUUCCUUCUAGGAAGUCGUGUGUCAGGUUUCAGAGGAACCCUAUCUGAAUUCAGACUAAAGAACUGAACACUACUGCCAUUUUAUUCUUAAUGUAAGGAUUUAGAUUGCCAAGUUGUUUGUUGUAUUUCCAUGCAAUAGUUUUAGGCCAAUCAGCCCUGGAAGAUUAAUGGAGUGGAGUCCUGGUUUUUAACUGCAGUAAUUUGAAAUGUAAGGUCAGAAGCGAAGCCUGAACUGACCUAUGGUCAUUUCUCAAUAUUAAUAGUUUUUCCAUAGGACUUUUAAUUUUAAAAGUACUUUGCAACCUUGACCUUUUUUUUUUUUUUUGGCCCUGACAACAAUCCUGUGAGGUAAGUCACUAAUAUUUCCAUGUUUCAAGUGGGAGAACUGAGGCUGAGAGAGCAGUGUGCCAAAGGCCAGUGAGUAAGUCCAGGGCUGAGCUAAGGUUUGAACCAAAGUAGUCUGAGUCUAAGUUAGAACUCAGUCUCCUGGACCAGACUGACUCUCAGUGUUUUGAGGAUUAGGAAAGGGGGAAAGGUAUGUAAAGUUACCUUCUUGAGUAGGGAACAUGAAGCAGAUGGCACAGGUUUGGUUUUUUGGGGUUUUUUUGUUUGUUUGUUUUUUAAAGUUGUAGACACUGGUUUCUGAAAGGCAUAUUUUGCACAGAUAUUAUUGCUGAUGUUAUCAUUUGCCACUGCGAAGGAUACACUGGCCUAGGUGGAGGGUUUUCUCUUGCAGUUGAGUCCAGGCACAAUCCACCUGGAAGGCCUCCCAUGCAAGUCCCAUUUCGGGAACCUUUCCCAGUGAAGUGUGUCCUCUACCUGAUACAAAAGUGUUUAGCAGUUAUUGCAUGCUUCCCUGAAAGUUUGGGCAGAAUGGGAAAUGGCACUUUGAAAAUGCAGAGUAUUAUGUAGCUGGAAUAGUUAUAAAAUAUCUGCCAUUCAGUGAUCCAUUGGCCCUGCUGUCUUUGGUGUAGUUUGCUCUGUUCAUAUUGCAAAUGCAUUGCACUUUAGGACAGACAUCCGUCAAAGUCACACUUGCAUAGUUUUCCGGACUGUGAGUUCCUGAUUGUUACAGUUAUGUUAGGCACUGAGCAUUUCUGCUUUACUUGGUAUGUACAUUUUGUUCUGAAAUGUGCAGAGAGGCACAAGACUGAAGUGUUGGUGAUAAAAACAAAUUUCUGAGUAACAAUCUAUCUACCCACCAGUUUGCACUUUUACACCUGAUUAUUUUAAAAUGAAUUUCCUUUGGAUAAAUAGCGUGAAAUAAAAUUUUCCAAUGUGCGAUC
Molecule: messenger RNA, 4777 nt
Organism: Hemicordylus capensis (graceful crag lizard)
Lineage: Eukaryota; Metazoa; Chordata; Lepidosauria; Squamata; Cordylidae
Gene: SLC24A3
Product: solute carrier family 24 member 3
Exons: 17
Coding region: 939-2894 (651 amino acids)
Biological process (GO): intracellular calcium ion homeostasis; calcium ion transmembrane transport
Cellular component (GO): membrane
Molecular function (GO): calcium channel activity; calcium, potassium:sodium antiporter activity
Source: RefSeq, a predicted model, not a curated record